Molecule: messenger RNA, 1728 nt
Organism: Aspergillus steynii IBT 23096
Lineage: Eukaryota; Fungi; Ascomycota; Eurotiomycetes; Eurotiales; Aspergillaceae
Product: MFS general substrate transporter
Exons: 7
Coding region: 106-1728 (540 amino acids)
Biological process (GO): transmembrane transport
Cellular component (GO): membrane
Molecular function (GO): transmembrane transporter activity
Source: RefSeq, a predicted model, not a curated record
CUAGAUAUGAGGAUGAUGUCCCGACAGAUCUUCGUGGCUCAGAAGUCAGUCAGUCACCCCGCUCAAACGUCAGGUCUAUCUCGGUGACGCGACAAGGCCAGCAGAAUGACGCGAGAUACUAGGGCCAGUGGGGACGGAGCGACGCGCGUGGGCUCUCAGAGCUCUCCGAAGGAGUUGGAGGACGGUGAAACCAAAGCUCCUGUUGCUAGUUCGUCCACGAACAAGCCGAAGCCCCGGUCGCUGUGGGUCGCAUGGCUGUAUCUCUUUGAUUGGUAUCCCAGCCAUUACUCGAAAGAAGAGAGGAGGCUGCUUCGAAAGUUGGAUUAUGUGCUUUUACCGCUGUGCUGUUUGGCUUAUUUUAUCAAAUGGCUGGACCAGGUCAACAUCAACAAUGCCUAUUCGUCGGGGAUGAAGGAGGAUCUGGAACUCAAUGGCAACCAAUACUCCCUCUUCGGCACAUUCUACAACAUCGGAUACCUACUCUUCGAAAUCCCCUCGAUGAUGAUCAUCUCCCGUCCGAAAUUCGCUAGAUUCUUCCUCCCUGCGACGGAAGUGUCCUGGUCGGUCCUGACUUUUAUCCAAUGCCGUCUCCGCAACGAGCACGACAUCUAUGGCCUCCGUUUCCUGCUCGGUGUGCUCGAAACCCCAGUCUCCUCGGGAACAAUGUACAUCCUCUCCUCCUGGUACCGUGGCGACGAGAUGUUCAAGCGCGCCGGCGUCUGGUAUGUCUCGAGUAAUUUAGGCUCCUUCAUGGGCGGUUACCUUCAGGCCGCGGCACAUGAGAGACUCGACGGUGUCCACGGCAUGGCAGGCUGGCGAUGGCUGUUCAUCAUCGAUGGAUGCAUCAGUCUUCCUAUCGCGCUGGGCAGCUUCUUCUUUUUCCCUGGCCUGCCGUCCAGUCCGAAGGUCUGGUGGCUGACAGAUGCGGAUCAUAAAUUGUGCGUGGCGCGGAUGCGUGAAGAAGGUGUCAAGGAUAGUCGGAAGAUCGGGAAACGGAUGCUCAAGCGGGUCUUUACCCAUUGGCAUUUCUAUGUUGCUGUUUUCACGUAUAUCUUCUUCCAAUGCACCUCCUACGUCGCCGGCCAGAUGAUCUUGUGGCUGAAAGACAGCGCGGACAAGUACGGCACUUGGACCGUCUCUGAGAUCAACAUGAUUCCGACCGGCGUGCAAUGCGUCUCCAUCGUUGUGGGUAUUCUGGCCACUUCGCUGGUUAUGGUGUAUCCGUUCUGGGCGGUGAUGUCGGUGGUGGCUGCCGUCUUGCUGUUCGCUAAUAUUUGUCUGCUGGUGUGGGAUAUUCCUAUCGGUCUUCAUUUCACGGCGUACUAUCUCCUUGGCUUCACAUCCUGCGUCACACCAAUACUAUUUCCAUGGGUAAACAUGGUCAUGAAAGAUGAUUCGGAGGCUCGAGCCUUCACCUCUGGCGCGAUGAUGACUUGCGGAUGGAUCUUCUUCAGCUUCUACCCGAUCACCGUCUUUCCUGUCGUCGAAGCUCUCGUCAUAGCCCCUAAAUGGCGAAAAGGAUUCAUCGUCAACACCGUCUUCGUGGUCAUGUGGUGGAGUAUCUUCAUGCUGGGACAGUAUCUCUGGCGACGAGACGUCAAGUUGGGAAGGACGUACAUGGCUCGUGAUGGGGAUGAGAAGAUCGAAGGAAAGGAGGAUACAGAUAUGAAGGAGGGGGUGGAGCAUAUUGAGCUGUCGGAUGAUAAAGGAAAGAGGGAGAAUGUUUGA